Glycine soja is the source of this 474-nucleotide messenger RNA. RefSeq names its product fasciclin-like arabinogalactan protein 2. The transcript is spliced from 2 exons. NCBI's taxonomy places the organism in Eukaryota, Viridiplantae, Streptophyta, Magnoliopsida, Fabales, Fabaceae. The record is from RefSeq and is a predicted model, not a curated record. Gene Ontology annotation, cellular component: plasma membrane. The coding region runs from base 1 to 474 and encodes 157 amino acids.
AUGGGUCCAACUUCAAAAGCUUGUACUCCUCUGCACCACCAUAAGAAUUUCUUCGCCGCCCAAGACAACGACGACUCCCUCCACUCCUUCUACGUCAAAUCCGAGAAGGAAAUGCCCUACUACAUCUACGUCCUCCAAAUCAGCGCCGCCAUUAGCUCUGCCGACGCCGAGGCACCCACCGCCACCCCCUCCAAGGCCCUUCCAUCUUUCAAGGAAAACGUUGGCAGCGGCUUAACGGUUUUCUGCCCCACCGACAGCACCGUCAGCGGUUUCGUGCCAAAGUACAAGAACCUGACCAAAGCGCAGAAGGUUUCACUUUUGUUAUACCAGGCGACUCCUGUAUACGAGUCACUGCAGAUGCUCAAGUCCAGCAACCAAAUCAUGAACACUCUUACCACAGAGGGAGUGAACAAGUACGACUUGAGUGAAGGGAAAGAGGUGAACCUCAUCACCAAAGUCAAUACAUCAGUCUAG